Molecule: messenger RNA, 657 nt
Organism: Paramuricea clavata
Lineage: Eukaryota; Metazoa; Cnidaria; Anthozoa; Malacalcyonacea; Plexauridae
Source: the annotation of a GenBank genome assembly
AUGCCUCGAAAAAAUGCCCCGAAACCUUUUAAACGUGCCAAACUAUCAGGAAUCGGACGAUUUUUUAAGGAUCCACAGCAAGUUGAGCAAACCAGUACCCUAACAAGUCACGCAUCGUCUGAUUCUGGUAACAAUCUACCUUCCACGCCAUCGACGUCAAUUGUAAAUCAGCGGCAAAGUGACGUAAUUCAUGUCCACAAUCCUCCAACGUCUUUGGCAGAGUUCGCAGAAAAUGACGAAGUGGAAAGCCAAGGGAUAUCUUGUGCGGCUAUAUCUCGACCCUCGCUGCCCAAUGAACAACGACCUUCCUCUGUAGUAUCUGGCUCUAACAAUUUGCUCACAAGUAACAGAUGCUCACCUGCAACAGUUUCGGCUUCGAGUCCAUUGACUGCAAAAUCGAACAAUUUCCUGAAUUUGAACAAGCCUAAUCAUCCAGAAGUGUCUGUUAUCCCUGCUCAGAAAUUAUCAAGGCGAACACUUUAUUUUCAAUCAGAGUGGUAUAAAGAUUACGAAUGGAUUCAUUAUGAUCUUGAUUUGAAAAUAAUUAUGUGCUUCCACUGUUCAAAAGCUAGUGCUAUGGGGGCAAUAGAUUUAGCCCAUAAUAAAGAUCCGGAAUUUAUUUCAGAAGGAUUCAACAACUGGAUUAAAAGCAAUUGA